Molecule: messenger RNA, 2467 nt
Organism: Anolis carolinensis (green anole)
Lineage: Eukaryota; Metazoa; Chordata; Lepidosauria; Squamata; Anolidae
Gene: ccna2
Product: cyclin A2
Exons: 8
Coding region: 114-1367 (417 amino acids)
Biological process (GO): regulation of cyclin-dependent protein serine/threonine kinase activity; mitotic cell cycle phase transition
Cellular component (GO): cyclin A2-CDK2 complex; cytoplasm; nucleus
Molecular function (GO): cyclin-dependent protein serine/threonine kinase regulator activity
Source: RefSeq, a predicted model, not a curated record
UUCAAUCCUCGCGGGCUACUUGAACGGCGAAAGCGCAAGAGCGGCGGACGCGAAGCUGUUCACUGAGGCUGUGCCGCCGCCGGAGUUGGAGCUUCUCCCCAGCCCAUCCUAUCAUGCUGACAGACGCCGCCGCCGCCGCCUCGGAGCGGGAGAACCAGGAGAACAUUCCUCCGGCGGCGAAGGAAGGCGCCUCGGCCAAGCUCCCGGGCGGCCAUGGGCAGCGGCUGGCGUUGGGGCUGCUGCAGGCCAACCAGUACUGCUCCUCGGACUCUUCUCAGGUCCCUUUGGGUCAAAUACCAUGGAGUACAAACGAUGAGAACUAUGUGGAUGUUCCUGUGGGGAAAAUGGGGAGCAAGCAGCCUGCCUUCACAAUUCAUGUGGAUGAGCCUGAUACCACCAGGCAGAAGAAACGAAUAUCCAGAAAGACCAUGCCUAGCGAAGACGCCCUAGGUUUGAGAGCAGCAGUUGCUUCAAUAGGAAACAGAAAGCCUCUGACACCUAUAGACAAUCCAAUGGACCUUAGUACUGGGUCGCCAAGUAUUAUGGAUAUGUCAAUAGUCCAAGAAGCAGAAGCAAGAGUUAAUGUUAAUCAUGUACCAGACUACAUUGAAGACAUCUACAAAUAUCUUAGGGAAAUGGAGGUGAAAUGCAAGCCCAAAGUGGGUUAUAUGAAGAAGCAGCCAGACAUCACAAAUAACAUGCGGGCCAUUCUUGUGGACUGGCUAGUGGAAGUCGGUGAAGAAUAUAAGCUACAAAAUGAGACCUUGCACUUGGCUGUCAACUACAUUGACAGGUUUCUGUCUAUGAUGUCGGUGCUAAGAGGGAAACUUCAGCUUGUUGGAACUGCAGCCAUGUUGUUGGCAUCAAAGUUUGAAGAAAUCUACCCUCCUGAAGUUGCAGAAUUUGUUUAUAUCACAGAUGACACUUACACAAAAAAACAAGUCCUCAGGAUGGAGCACUUAGUUCUGAAAGUCCUGUCAUUUGACCUGGCAGCUCCUACAAUAAAUCAGUUCAUCACUCAGUAUUUCUUACAUGAGCCAACUAGUUCCCAAGUGGAAAACCUAGCAUUGUAUUUGGGAGAACUAAGUUUAAUUGAUGCUGAAACGUACUUGAAAUAUUUGCCAUCAGUAACUGCUGCAGCUGCAUUUCAUAUAGCAAACUAUACAAUUUCUGGGAAAACUUGGACGGAUGCUCUCACUAAAGUGACAGGAUACACACUGGAAGAUCUUAAGCCUUGCAUCACAGACCUCCACAAAACCUACUACAGAGCUGCACAGCAUACUCAACAGUCUAUACGGGAGAAAUACAAGGCUGUCAAGUACAAUGCGGUAUCACUUAUUGACCCUCCAGAGAGACUCAACCUAUAACAAUCAAAUAAGACUUGAAAUGUCAAAGGUGUAUAGUGCCUCGAAGGGUAAAUGUACAGUUUUAAAAUUGUAUUUAGACUUUGAUCACUUUGGUAUAUUACCAUAGCAAAUUAUGAGGGUCUUUUUUACUUUUAUAAUGUUUUAAUGUAAACUUUUGUACAUGCAAUCUUGUUCUAAGUACUUAGAUGAUGCUCCUUUUAAAGUUCUGGUGAAACAGACUGAAAACCAUGCCGGGACACCAUUUGGGUGUCAUCUUUCAACCUUUUUUUAAAAAGAAGAGCAGUGUCGGUGGGGAUUCUGGCUGUAAAUGACAAAUCAAGAUGGUGCAGUGGAGUUGAUAUGCGCACAUACAAGAUGGCAAAGUUUUGGUUCCCUCUGCUGACUAUAUAUAAUUAAGUUGUGAUGAUGUAUUUAGUAAAGUCAGCUAGUGCCGAAUAACUUCAGUAUUUGAAAGUGAGGCUACUAUAGCAUUUUCUGCUGUCAAAUAAUUUAACCUGGCUGCGAUAUAUUUGUUCUAGCUGCCAAAAGUAGUACCCCUCACUGUAUGCUAUUAAAGUGGUUUCACUCAGACCCACAGCAGUUGAGUCUGAAAGAGGUAGUCCUCCUGUAACACAGGUCAUAGCUAGCUAUUACUUUUCUGAAAAUAAUUCCUGUCUUAUACUUAGGUUAUAAACUGAGACUCAGCAGCCUCUGAGCAAGCAGAGUUCCUGACCUACAAAUGUAUUCAGUCCUAGAGGUAAUGCAGAACUCCUAGUUAGGGCAUGGAGAUAGCUUUGGCCAAACUGCUGCUUUGGGAGCCUACUAUCCUAUAUCCCAGAUAAAGGUGGACAUAUGCCUUAAUAUGGGCAGCUUGAAUAAUGGACAAAAGGCUUGACGUGGACAAAAUUGUUUUUGCAAGUUGAAGUACGGGAUGUCUUGUGCAAACUUAAUCCUAGUUUAAGGUCUAAACUGUAAACAUGGUGAACUUUUUAUUCUUCUUGAAAUAGAAAUGGAUUCAAAUGUAACACUGCUUGAUAUGAUGUGCUCAUGAUAAACCAAUGCCUGGAAAGACUUAAAUGUAAACCAUCUUGAAACAGGUCAAUAAAAUCCUUGAAAAGGGA